This is a messenger RNA of Xyrauchen texanus (razorback sucker), 5875 nucleotides long. Its product is annotated as dorsal-ventral patterning tolloid-like protein 1. The record is from RefSeq and is a predicted model, not a curated record. Bases 380 to 3448 code for a protein of 1022 amino acids. Lineage: Eukaryota; Metazoa; Chordata; Actinopteri; Cypriniformes; Catostomidae. Gene Ontology annotation, molecular function: calcium ion binding; zinc ion binding; metalloendopeptidase activity. Gene Ontology annotation, biological process: proteolysis. The transcript is spliced from 23 exons.
GAGAGAGAGAGAGAGAGAGAGAGAGAGAGAGAGUGUGUGUGUAUGAGGGCAGCACUGAGUCCUCAGGAUGAGCCUGCGCUUUGAGGCUGUUAAACACUAGACCCUGAGGGCAUUCUCUGUGGUUUCUCUCUGCGGGGAAACUGCUUGUGCAUCUCCGCGCAAGAGACAGGAAAAGUGAACUGUUAUCAGCCGUAGUUGUAGAGGUUCAUAUAAAUGCAUCUGGCGUCCAGCUGAGAUGCCGCGACACUGACGGUCCUGCCCCGUCUGUCGAACCGGACCAAUGAUGAUGAUAAUGAAGAUGAUGAUUUCUACACGGCGCGUGUAGCGCCAAAUUCACUACGAGACACUUCAGUCUGAUCGGUGCUCAUUCCAACUUCAGAUGGACUACUUUCACUCUUCACUGACCAGUAAAAUGAAUUGGAUCACACUCCUGCUGGCCGGCUUGACUUUUUGGGGCAAAGUGUCCAUGCACAGUUGCUUAGAUUACGAUGACAGCUAUGAUUAUUAUGAAGAGGAGAAAACAGAGACGAUAGAUUACAAGGAUCCGUGCAAGGCUGCUGUAUUUUGGGGAGAUAUUGCCUUGGAUGAGGAAGAUUUGAAAAUGUUUCAGAUUGAUGGGACGAUAGAGCUCUCAAAGCAGUCACAUGGGAGACAGGGGCACACGUCUGGUGGUCUUGGUGAGCACAAUCCUAGUAAGAAGAGAGGCUCGUUAUAUCUGUUGCUGGACAGAAUACGGCGUUUAGGCUUCGAGUCGUGGCCGGUGAACAGCAGUAUAGAUGUGCCAAACUCUAAGGCUGGAGUUAGAAGUGUAAACAGCAGCAAAGGUGUGAAGUCUCGAGUGCCACGCGCUGCCACAUCCCGAGCAGAGAAGAUCUGGCCCGGAGGAGUCAUCCCUUACGUCAUAGGAGGAAACUUCACCGGAAGUCAGAGGGCCAUGUUUAAACAGGCAAUGAGACACUGGGAGAAACAAACGUGUGUGACUUUCAUUGAGAAAACCGAUGAGGAGAGCUACAUUGUCUUCACCUACAGACCCUGCGGGUGUUGCUCCUACGUUGGGCGCCGUGGCAAUGGUCCCCAAGCAAUAUCCAUUGGAAAGAACUGCGACAAGUUUGGCAUCGUUGUUCAUGAACUUGGGCACGUAAUUGGCUUUUGGCACGAGCACACGCGGCCUGACCGUGAUGAUCAUGUGACCAUCAUCAGAGACAACAUUCAGCCAGGUCAGGAGUAUAACUUUAUCAAGAUGGAAUCAGGGGAUGUCAACUCUCUUGGUGAGCCAUAUGAUUUUGACAGCAUCAUGCAUUAUGCCAGAAACACUUUCUCCAGAGGAAUGUUUUUGGACACGAUUCUUCCCUCUCGUGAUGAGAACGGCAUCAGGCCUGCAAUCGGUCAGAGAACUAGACUCAGCAAAGGAGACAUAUCACAGGCCAAGAAGCUGUACAGAUGCCCAGCCUGUGGCGAAACACUGCAGGACUCAGUGGGUAAUUUCUCAUCUCCUGGAUACCCCAAUGGAUACCCGUCAUACACACACUGUGUAUGGAGAAUCUCUGUCACACCUGGGGAGAAGAUAGUGUUAAACUUCACCACUAUGGACCUGUACAAGAGUAGCCUGUGCUGGUAUGACUACAUCGAGGUUCGUGAUGGAUACUGGAGAAAAGCGCCACUGCUAGGUCGUUUCUGUGGUGAUAAAAUUCCAGAGGUUUUGGUCUCUACAGAUAGUCGGAUGUGGAUUGAGUUCCGCAGUAGCAGCAACUGGGUUGGAAAGGGAUUCGCAGCAGCCUAUGAAGCAAUAUGUGGAGGGGAGAUCAAUAAGGACUCUGGACAGAUUCAGUCUCCAAACUAUCCAGACGACUACCGUCCAUCUAAAGAGUGUGUGUGGAGGAUCACGGUGUCUGAGGGCUACACCGUGGGCUUGAGCUUUCAGGUCUUUGAGAUCGAGAGGCAUGACAGCUGUGCGUAUGACUACCUAGAAGUAAGAGACGGUUUGUCUGAGACCAGCCCUCUGAUUGGACGUUUCUGUGGCUAUGAUAAACCUGAAGAUAUUCAAGCCACUUCCAACACCCUCUGGAUGAAAUUCGUCUCUGAUGGGACUGUUAAUAAAGGAGGCUUUGCUGCAAACUUCUUCAAAGAGGAGGACGAGUGUCUGAAACCAGAUAACGGGGGCUGUGAGCAGAGAUGUGUGAACACAUUAGGAAGCUUUAAGUGUGCCUGUGAUCCUGGAUAUGAACUGGCCCCUGACAAAAAGAGCUGUGAAGCUGCAUGUGGAGGUUUGUUAACUAAGUUGAACGGCACAAUUACCACCCCCGGCUGGCCUAAGGAAUACCCCCCCAAUAAGAACUGUGUGUGGCAAGUGGUAGCCCCAACUCAAUACCGCAUAUCUAUGCAGUUUGAAGCCUUUGAACUAGAGGGAAAUGAGGUGUGCAAGUAUGAUUUUGUUGAGGUGCGGAGCGGCUUGUCAUCUGACUCAAAGCUUAAUGGGAAAUACUGCGGUACAGAAGUUCCUGAGGUCAUCACCUCCCAGUACAACAACAUCCGAAUCGAGUUCAAAUCGGACAACACUGUUUCAAAGAAAGGCUUCAAAGCCCACUUCUUCUCUGAUAAAGAUGAAUGUUCGAAGGAUAAUGGUGGAUGCCAGCAUGAGUGUAUCAACACUAUUGGCAGCUAUGUGUGCCAGUGCCGCAAUGGCUUUAUACUGCACGAGAACAAACACGACUGCAAGGAAGCUGAGUGUGAGCACAAGAUCCACAGCACGAGUGGAACCAUCAGUAGUCCGAAUUGGCCUGACAAGUACCCAAGUAGGAAGGAGUGCAUCUGGGACAUCACCGCCACCCCCGGCCACCGUGUCAAAAUCUCUUUUAAUGAGUUUGAGAUCGAGCAGCACCAGGAAUGUGCAUACGAUCACCUUGAGGCCUUUGAUGGUGACUCGGACAAGGAACCCAUCCUGAGCCGUCUGUGUGGCAGUAAGAUUCCAGAACCGCUCAUCUCCACGGGCAACAAGAUGUACCUGCACUUCAUCUCUGACGCCUCAGUGCAGAGGAAAGGCUUUCAGGCCACUCAUUCCACUGAGUGUGGCGGCAGGCUGAAAGCAGAAGCACGGCAGAAGAACCUGUAUUCUCAUGCUCAGUUUGGGGAUAAUAACUAUCCCGGCCACACCGACUGUGAGUGGCUCAUAACGUCAGAGUCAGGUUAUGGCAUAGAGCUCACCUUCACUACCUUUGAGGUAGAGGAGGAAGCCGACUGCGGGUAUGACUACAUCGAACUUUACGAUGGCUACGACAACGGAGCGCACAAACUCGGACGCUUUUGUGGAUCUGGGCCUCGUGAGGAGCUUUACUCUGCUGGCGGUGCCGCGUUGAUCCAUUUCCACACAGAUGACACAAUCAGUAAGAAAGGUUUCCAUAUUCGCUACACUAGUACAAAGUUCCAGGAGGAGUUACAUACACACAAGUAACAGCUUCUGCAGAGGUGAGAGAGACUCGAAAGGGACUGAUGACAAAGGAAUUAUGUGUUACAACACAAAGGAGAAAACGGACUCCAGAAAACUAUAAAAAAUAUCGAUUAAUUUCUGUCAAUCAAAGACCCUCCCAUUAUGUAAUUCCUGCAUUGGAUUUGCCUCUUCGUAACAUAUGCUCAAUGGAAGUGCUGUCAUUUUGACUCAUUGACCAAUCGGCUGCUCUUAUUUAUGGAGAAGAUUCGCCCACUGGAGCACAGAGAUACUCUGCAUAGGACCAGUACAUUAAAUCCAUCCUAUGAUCUAUGAAACCACAUUCCCCUGAAAUACACACAUAUACACUCAAACACAAGAACUGUUUUUGUUGGCUCACUGUUCUUCAGACAAAAAAAAGGUGAUAUAUAGAUGUGAUGGAAAAUUAAGCUAUAGAACUCAUGUGUGCGUGUUUGCAUGUGUUGUGACGUUCUGAAAAACAUGGAUAGUCUGGCUGCUGAUGCUGCACCACACUGUACCUCAACGUGUGUGUGUGUGUGUGUGUGUGUGUGUGUGUGUGUGUGUGUGUGUGUGUGUAUUUAUCACUUUGUGGGGACCAAAUGUCCCCAUAAGGAUAGUAAAACUCGAAAUGUUUGACCUUGUGGGGACAUUUUGUCGGUCCCCAUGAGGAAAACAGCUUAUAAAUCAUACUAAAUUAUGUUUUUUGAAAAUGUAAAAAUGCAGAAAGUUUUCUGUGAGGGUUAGGGGUAGGGUUAGGUUUAGUGGAUAGAAUAUAAAGUUUGUACAGUAUAAAAAACAUUAUGUCUAUGGAAAGUCCCCAUAAAACAUGGAAACACAACAUGUGUGUGUGUGUGUGUGUGUGUGUGUGUGUGUGUGUGUGUGUGUGUGUGUGUGUGAGAGAGAAAGAUGACUGAGGCCUUCAAAUACCAGCCUGUUGAUCAGAACUCAUUCAAGUGUUUUAUUAUUAUUUGGCCAUCAUUUUACAGUUGUUCUGUACUGCAGGAGCAAUUUUCUUUCCAUCAAAAGUGCAAAAGUUCAAGGCAUUCAAGUAUUAAAAUGGACACUAAUCAGUGAUGUGUAGCCCUAUUUCACAAUAAGCUUCCUUACAUACUGUAUACUGUAUGUAGCCUAUUUCUUAUGUCUGCUGUGACAGACAUAAGCAAUUCAAAGUGAGUUUUCACUUUAAGAUAAUACCAUGUGCUCUACUCAUGUUGAAUAACCAUGUUAAGAAGGAUGGUUGUUUGAUUUCUGUAUUAUUUGUUUUGUGUACACGAAAGGUUUGUACUUCAUUUUUCCAAUGGUGAAGCCAAUCUUUCAUUUGCAGUAACAGCUCUUGGAUCAAAAAUUAUGAACAUAAAACAUCCCAUAAGCAGGAAAUUAUGGCAUACAGCUUUGCAUAAAAUGUUAUGUCCGUUACAGCUGUGACAACUGACUACAACCACCAUAACCCUGUGCGCUUUAAAUGCACUUAUAACAGAUUAUAAAUAAGACUGUAUGGAACUGUGUGCUUUAAUUCAAUUCUCCAAGUAAGUUAAUGCAUUUUACUUCAAAUGAACCCAUGAGCAGUACCAAUGGAGCAGCAUUUGAGUAAAAAGACUUAGAGAAAGCUCACUCAAAAUGGAAAUUUCACAAACUCAUUGCAAGGGAAUGUUCUCUGAUGCUACAUUCCCAAUAGGUUUUCUCUGCGUCUGAAACGUUCCCUGCUUGGAAAACAUCGCAGAUGGCAAAGCAAUCGCAGUUGAAGGGAAUUCCUAUGGUGCUAUUCAGUGUCUCAAAAAACAAACAAAAAGAAAGACAAUUCCCAUGAGGCAAUGCCCCAAUCAUUCAGUGAAUGUGUUGGUGCAAUGGAGAGGCAACGCUGAAAUAAUGUUGCUUAUUAACAGAAAGAACAUUGAAAAACUUCUCACAGCAUUGACAGCACGAGUGUUGUGGAGUAAAAAUGAUUGCCUUAGAACCAAAAUGUACAUUCUUGCACAUGAUGAUGUUUCCGUAGAUAAAUGUUGUUGUUGUUGUUGUUGUUUUGAAAUUAUGAUUAUAUUUUAUUGAUAUUAAGUUUAAAUAAUUUUUUUAUGUUAAAAAAAAGAGGCUCAAACAGACUGACCUGAAGUUGUCCCCUUUUGUCCAGUUUAAUACACAAACAUCCCUCCUCAAACACCAGAUUUGAAUGCUUUAAAGUCUGCAGUUGGACACUGCGUGAACUGUGAUUAUAUGUGUGCAUCUGUUCGUCACUUGACCUGUGCUGAGGGUUAGACAGACACAUCACAGGUCAUGUGACUGCUGUGCAUGUUUCUGUAUGUGCCAACCUCCUGUUAAGUAACCUCUUGAUGAACUAUGACAUGACAUUGUGACACAUGAUUUUAUUUUCCUGUUUCAGUGUCAGUCUAAUUAAAAAAGGACACUGCACUGGCAACAGUGAUUAAAUUCAUUUCAGGU